GGAGGUUGACAAUUCAAGAUGGCGUCCCACGAUGAAGCAGGAAAGAGGUUUCAAUCUAAAUAAAACUCAUUCGGAGAACAGCUUGGACCCGAGUGUCAUCUGGAUAACACAUCGUUAGGAUUUCGGAAAACACAGGACGGAGCAGAUACAGAGUCUCUAAAUGGCUGCGAGGAAGUCUGGAUCAGAUGUACACAACAAUGGACCCAUCAGCUACCUUGAUGAUGUUCCCUUCAAGAUCAAUGAAAAGUUUCGGUGUCCGGCCAAAGUGGGGCUGCCUGUUGGUUUCUGUCUGCCAGACUGUGGCUCUGUACUGGCUGAUAUGCAGUAUGACUUCUCCCUGGAGCGGCGGAGCGUGCGCUGGGGGAUGGAACUGGCUGAGGCCAGGGCAGCAGAGGCCAGAGCAGCAGAAGCAGCAGCAGCAGCCAGACAGGAGUCAGAGAGUAGGGAGUGCUUGGCCCAGUCCCAGGACAUUGAUGGUGGUGGAGGGAAGAGACCUCGGCCGGCUGGAGAGGACCAGGAUCCUCCACCCCCAGCGUUGAACCCUGUUCUGGCAGGACUGAGCCAUAACGCCAUCCUCACCCCCCUGCCUGCUCCAAGCCUUGGCCCCAGGAAGACUCAGCCAAGCACUCCUCAACCACACAGCCUCAACCUAGCAGACUUUGAGCGGGAAGAGGACCCCUUUGAUAAGCUGGAACUCAAGACUUUGGAUGAUAAGGAGGAGCUCCGAAACAUCCUACAGAGUCAGCCACAGCCCCAGCCUCCUCCUUCUGUAUCCUCGCCUGAGGCCAUCCAGCUUGGGCCAGCUUCACGUGGCAGUAGCCCCUCUCCUCCCAGCACCAACACCAGCCUCUCAUCCAAACCGGGCUUCACCCACAAACCCAACGGGCUUGUUAACUUACUGGACAUGGACAGAGCGGGGCAUCCUGGGAGAGGGGGGUUAGACACAGAUGAUCGGCCCUGUAACAUUCGCUCUCUCACAUUCCCCAAGCUCUCUGAUCCUGGGGACAGUGACCCUGCCCCAGUGGGGUACACCCCGUUCCCUGUACCUGUUCCUGCUCCCCGAAAGAGCCUACCCAAUGGGAGCCCCCCAACCCUACCCAAGAGCCACGUCAUUGUCGGCCCAGAACCACCUAGCCACACCAAGAGUGGAGAACCCAAACAGGCCAACCCAGGGUCAGGCUCUGGUCUGCCGUGCGGAGGAGCCCUUCUUAGCCUGACUCCCAGUGAGCGUCAGUGUGUGGAAACCAUUGUGGGCAUGGGGUAUUCUUAUGAAGGUGUCCUGCGAGCCAUGCAGAGACAAGGGCAGAAUGUGGAGCAGGUACUGGACUAUUUGUUUGUCCACGGACGUCUGUGUGAGCGGGGCUUUGAUGCCAGUGCAGUGGAGGAGUGUCUGGAGAUGUACCAGUGUUCUGAGGAAAAGGCCUUGCAGUUCCUUGAGCUCAUGUCAAGGUUUGGGGAGAUGGGCUUUGAACGGGAUACCAUCAAGGAGGUGCUGCUGGUUCACAACAAUGACCAGGACAAGGCUCUUGAGGACCUGAUGGCCCGUGCUGCAGCCAGCUGAGCCCAGCUAACCAGCCAACCAGUGCCCAGCCCAGGGCUCGCCUCCCGCUAUCACCCGACGCAGUUCUCUUCCUUCUGCCUACCCUAUCACACUAAGACCUGCCCUUGCCCUGGCUGUGGAAGGGACAGCUGGGAGACAGUUUUAUUUCCCUCUAUGUGCUAAAACUUAUUAUGUCUCAGCACUUCUUAAAGACUGUGUGCCUAGAGUGGUGGGGGUCAAAGUCUAAGAAUUCUUGAUGGUCUUUUUUUUUUUUUUUUUUUUUUUGGUAAGAAGCCCUAGGAUCCAGUUCCAGAUUUGGUACUGCUUGGGGAUUCAAGGAUGGAUUGCGAAAGAGAGAGACUUCAAGUAUUGUGCUGUGAUGUUUUGAUGCCAUGCUGAUGGCUACCACUUUGAAGUGUGUGGCUGACUGCAGGCGGGCUGCAACACCUCAGUGGGAGGAGCCUGGAGCCUUUCAGCGCUUCAUUGAAAGACCAGUUUGAACACUGACACUCUCAGCCAACUAAGCUGCCAUCUUCCACUGCUCAGUGCAGACCUAGUAAAUGGUGGAGGGCAUAGGGGGCCCUGAGACGGCCCUCUUAUAAUUGAACCAACUAACAUCAUGACAGAAAAAAAGCAAAAGGGCACCGUCACCAGACAGAGAACUGACUCCCAAGAAGUGCCCUCUCUGCUCUGGCGCCUGGUUCUGUCCUGCUCUCUGAUUCAUGUUUUCUCUGCUCUUAUUCAUUUUGUCUGUUUAUUUGUUCUGGGGGCAAGUUUCCAUGUCAUUUUAGAGAUUCCAUUACUUUGCUUUUGGUUUCAUGAACUGCAUAAUCGAUCCAUAAAGUCAUGAUAAUUCUUAACUUAAAAGUGAUAACUACUGCCCCAGUAGGCUCUUGGACCUGCACUGGAAUGGACUGCUAAAGGAAUGGAGAGGGGGAGGAGGGAGUUCCUCUGUAGGAAAUAUUAAGACAUGUCCCAACACACACCCCACUGGAAUUAAUGUGUCAGAUAUUGCACAGACGCACACACAUUUCAUUGAUUAUUGACUUAUUUAAAAUAGUACACUGACACUUUCAUUUAAAAAUAAAGAGCUCUUCUUUAUCAUACAAAAAAGGCUGAAGUGAAGCUGUUGAUUGUUAUUGGCUUCUGUUUGUAGAAUGAAAAAGAGUCAGUGGAGAAAAAGU
This is a messenger RNA of Myripristis murdjan (pinecone soldierfish), 2724 nucleotides long. RefSeq names its product ubiquitin associated protein 1 (gene ubap1). Bases 161 to 1561 code for a protein of 466 amino acids. The record is from RefSeq and is a predicted model, not a curated record. The transcript has 7 exons. Gene Ontology annotation, biological process: ubiquitin-dependent protein catabolic process via the multivesicular body sorting pathway. Gene Ontology annotation, molecular function: ubiquitin binding. Gene Ontology annotation, cellular component: ESCRT I complex. NCBI's taxonomy places the organism in Eukaryota, Metazoa, Chordata, Actinopteri, Holocentriformes, Holocentridae.